Messenger RNA from Aspergillus brunneoviolaceus CBS 621.78, 930 nucleotides. RefSeq names its product PHF5 family protein. NCBI's taxonomy places the organism in Eukaryota, Fungi, Ascomycota, Eurotiomycetes, Eurotiales, Aspergillaceae. Gene Ontology annotation, biological process: mRNA splicing, via spliceosome. Gene Ontology annotation, cellular component: U2 snRNP; catalytic step 2 spliceosome; precatalytic spliceosome. The record is from RefSeq and is a predicted model, not a curated record. Bases 201 to 527 code for a protein of 108 amino acids. The transcript has a single exon.
CACCUGGACAACACACACACACACCUCCGUCAGCUAUUCACCCUUGCUUUGAAAUCCUCUCCAUUCAUCUACGCCACCUACAGCGUACAAAACCUACAUCUUCUUUGAGGCCCAUCUCUCACCCCUUGCAACCUCAAUCUCCUACCCUCACCCUUACCCUCAACCACAGCUAUCACCACAACCCCUCUUACAUCCUCAAAAUGUCCCGCCACCACCCCGAUCUCGUCAUGUGCCGCAAGCAGCCCGGCAUCUCCAUCGGCCGCCUCUGCGACAAGUGCGACGGCAAGUGCCCCGUCUGCGACUCCUACGUGCGCCCGACCACCCUGGUCCGCAUCUGCGACGAGUGCUCCUUCGGCAACUACCAGAACAAGUGCAUCGUCUGCGGCGGCGAGGGGAUCAGCGACGCCUUUUACUGCUUUGAGUGCACCCGCCUGGAGAAGGACCGCGACGGGUGCCCCAAGAUCAUCAAUCUGGGCAGUUCACGGACGGACCUGUUCUACCAGAAGAAAAGUUUUCGAAAUCAUUGACCUCCGUGCCACUCAUCACCGCUUGAUUGGGGGAAAGGGCAUCCGGGAUUUUGGUCCGAUUUACGUGAUGUGAUGCUCGAUUUUGCCUGCUCCGGAAGAAGCGCCUCGUCUUGGCUGUUACGAAUGAUUUGAUAAGAAAAGACACACAGCUGGUGGAAGAACGCUCAGCUCUCUAGGUGCCGGGGUGAGGGGCUAUAUACUGUAUCGAUCUCAUAGAGCAAAAAGCAAGAAAGAUGUACAAGAAAUCAGGGGAAACGUUGGGUCCACCUGGGGACUAAUCAUAUUUACCGUCCGGGACGUCUCGGUCUCGCGAACCCGCGACUGGGUCCGGUGCUUUGUUGCGGGUGGACCUCUUCCUGCAGCCUCUCGCCGGAGAUCUCGUCGGGAGAGGAUGCCUCGAUCU